GCGCUGCCCGGGUUGCAUGGCUCUGUGUGGAGCCGCGUUCCGCGGGCGCCGAGGCGGAGGGGCUCCGCUGCGCGCCGCGCCUCGCUCCGGCCCAGCGGCGCGCUGCCCGCCCGCCCGCCGGCCCCGCCGAGGUCACUAUCACAUGACAAAGGCUUUGAGACAGCUUCAUCUUCGUCUGUCUGUAAUUUCCAUUUGCCUUCCUGGGUCACAGUAAUGAAAGGCAGUAGUAGGAAUAAGGAUCAUUCGACAGAAGGAGAAGGAACUGGGAAGCGACCAAAAAGAAAGUGUCUUCAGUGGCAUCCCCUGCUUGCCAAGAAACUCCUUGACUUCUCUGAAGAGGAGGAAGAAGAGGAAGACGACGAAGAUAUUGAUAAGGUACCGCUCCUUGGCGCUGAUGGUUUAGAGCAGGAUGCUGAUGAAACCGAAGAUGACGAGUCCUCAGAACAACGAGCUCGCCGACCAAUGAAUGCAUUUCUCUUGUUCUGCAAACGCCAUCGCUCUCUCGUGCGAAAAGAACACCCUCGCCUCGAUAAUCGUGGCGCGACCAAGAUCUUGGCGGAUUGGUGGGCUGUUCUAGAUCCAAAAGAAAAGCAGAAAUACACUGACAUGGCCAAGGAGUACAAAGAUGCAUUUAUGAAAGCGAAUCCAGGCUACAAGUGGUGCCCUACAACAAACAAACCUGUAAAAACUCAGACAUCUGCUGUAACAAACAGGAAAAAGUUAUGGGCCUUUGCAUCAGACGCCGCAAAAGACUUGCCAAGCCCAAGAAAAGCAACAAAAAGUGAAGAAAUGCCACAGCUGAACUUUGGAAUGGCAGAUCCUACACAAAUGGGAGGUCUCAGCAUGCUGCUUCUCGCAGGGGAACACGCCCUCACGGCUCAAGAGGUUUCCUCAGGUACUUGCCCGACUGAUGCAACUAAUUCUACAGAAGCCUGUCAGAAGUCAUCAUUGUUUCAGUUCGCAGAGAUCUCUUCGAGCACACCUGGAGCCGUAAAACAAACUGAGGAGUCAGCAUUGUUCCAGUUUGCUGAGAUUUCUUCACGUACAUCCCAUUCAGGUCCUUCUGAUUUAACAAAACAGUGUGGAACAUCAGCAUUAUUUCAGCUGGCAGAGAUGUGCCUUGCUUCAGAAGGAGUAAAAGUGAAAGAACCUGGGAAAACAAAAGUGGAAGCACCGGAAGAUGUGGGAGGGGAAGUUCCAGAAGAAAUGGAAGUAGAAGAACUGGAGAAAACAACAACAGAAGACUCCUGUAAAGGAAAAGUAGAACAAUCAGAGAUGGAGAAAAUGCAAAACCGGGAUGAGACAAAAGCUGAGGAAUCAGAAACUGCCAAAUGCAGAGAUUUUACUAGUCUUGCAAUGGAGAGCAGUCCUUUUGAGAGAAAUGAUAACACAAAGGAUCACAUGUGCUGUUCUCCAGAGCUUUCAAUGGCUGACAUGAAUAUCCUUGGGCUAAAGCCAGAAAAGAUCAAGAAGAAAAAGAAAAAAAGUAAGCUGGACCGGCACACAAAUGAAAAAUCCACCCCCAAGAAACAAAAGAGGCAGUCCUCAGAGUCAGACAUUGAAAGUGUAAUGUAUACAAUUGAAGCCGUUGCAAAGGGGGACUGGGGUGCUGAGAGACUCGCAGAAGCUCCCCGCAAAAAAAACCGCCCUGUCUCAAAUGUGAAGGGAAGCGUGUUGGAUACAAAAUCACCAAAGAAAAAAGUGAAAUCAAAAGAGAAGAAAACAUCAAAGGAGAAACCCACGGAGACCACCAAAGAAUCAAAGCCUCCUGAUUUCCUUACUAUUGCAGCCAGCAAGGAAGUACCAUGUGAGGCUUCUGAUAACAUUAAAGUGGAACCACUGACCCCAACAGAGGAGGUGGUACCCCAAAGCUUACCAGGACAGGUCAAAACUGAGGACAAUGACUGUGUUAAAAAGAUAGAAACCUGUGGCUCCAGGAAAUCGGAGAGAUCUUGCAAAGGUGCUCUUUAUAAAACUCUGGUGUCAGAGGGCAUGCUUACAUCUCUGCGCGCUAACGUGGACAGAGGAAAAAGAAGCUCAGGAAAAGGCAACUCCUCAGAUCAUGAAGGAUGCUGGAAUGAGGAAAACUGGGCUUUUUCCCAAAGUGGGACAAGUGGGAACAAAAAACUGAAAAAGCCUAAGCCAAAGGAAGAGUUUGUUUUCGGCUUAGCAAAGUUGGAAGAAGAAUUUGAAAAGAAAUUCAACAGCCUUCCUCAAUACAGUCCUAUUACCUUUGACAGGAAAAAUUCAGCUGUUCCGAGGAAAAAGAGAAAGGUUGGAAGCGGCUCAUCCGAACAACCAAAAUCCAACAAAGGUUCAUUCCAGUCUCAGAAAAAGACCCUAUUCCACAAAAUUGUCAGCAAAUGUAAGCACAGAAAGGAGAAGCUUAAUGUUCCGGACACAGCCAUACUCUUAGAAGACAGAAAUUCCAGUGAGUCUGCCUGGAAGAAUAAAAUUUCUAUAUCUGCCCUAAACACUCCAGAGCCAGCAAUGAUGCAUGAGCCUUUAGUUGGCAGCCAGAAAAGGAAAGCAAGGAAAACCAAGAUCACGCAUCUUGUCCGAACAGCAGAUGGUGGAGUGUCACCAGCGGGAGGGACACUGGAGGAGAAGCCAAAAGAGCUGCCACAAAGUACUCUUCAAAAAACAUCAAGUGCAGAAACAGAUUGCAACAGUGAAUGCUCCAGAAAUGCAGAGACAGAAGAAAAUCAUAGUAUUACAUCAGAUAUGCCAGCGGUGUCUGCAUUUUUUAGCUUAGCUGCACUGGCAGAAGUAGCAGCCAUGGAAAACGUACACAGAAGUCAGAGGGCCACACCUCUCCCACAUGACGGACAGCCAAAUGAAAUGUCUCAGGCUCCAGUGCUUAUUUCCUGCGCUGACCAGUGAAGCUCCACUUUAUUGUAAAACAUUGUGCUUUACCUAAUAUCCUAGCCUUGUCUUUACCAAGGGAAGCUAGUCAGUCCAUAUGAUGGAAACUAUAGACUGCAAGCAAGUGCUUAUUGUUCUGAGUGGCCCAGAAUUCACUGGAAGCCAGAUGUUAGCAACUUGGGCCAGGUCCUCAAAUCGGAACCCAGUAUGUAGGAGGGUGAUAUUAAUUGUCUAUUAAUGAACAGAAAUGGAAUGAUCCCAGAGCUUGCUUUCUAUUGAAGGCUUUUAAACAGUAAAUAGGUGGUUGGUGUGAAAAAGGCUGCCUUUACUGUUAGCUCACACAGCAUCUCUUUUACCAACCAGAGAGUACGGCAACUAGUUUCAUAUAAUACCUAGUUAUUCUAAAUGAAAAUGAAAAAAAAAAAAAAAAACCAACAACAA
Harpia harpyja (harpy eagle) is the source of this 3306-nucleotide messenger RNA. RefSeq names its product BBX high mobility group box domain containing (gene BBX). NCBI's taxonomy places the organism in Eukaryota, Metazoa, Chordata, Aves, Accipitriformes, Accipitridae. The record is from RefSeq and is a predicted model, not a curated record. Gene Ontology annotation, biological process: regulation of transcription by RNA polymerase II. Gene Ontology annotation, cellular component: nucleus. Gene Ontology annotation, molecular function: DNA-binding transcription factor activity, RNA polymerase II-specific; RNA polymerase II transcription regulatory region sequence-specific DNA binding.